UCACCCGCUCCUUUAUGCUGUCUUCUGUUUCUGAAUGUUUUGUCUUUGAUUUGUAGUUCUUCUUCUUGCAUUUUGCGCUUUCCCAGUUCGGUCUCUCUCUCUCUCUCUCUUUUUAGUGAAUCAGAUCGGGAUGCUGCUGAAUUACGGUGUUUAGGUCGAGAUUUCUUGUUGCUGUCGGGUUUGAAUGGUCUGUUUCGUGAUUUAGAGCGCGGAAUAGGAGGGAGGGCGUCGUUAUCGUCCUGAUUUUAGUCGAGUGUUUCAGAUUGUGGUUUGUGAAAGUGUAGUCUUGGAGGAUUGGAGAGAACGUGAUUCAGGUUUAUUUCUACGUCUCCGUUUCGAGGAACUCGUGCUUUUCAGUUGAAAUCUUAAUCAGGAUAUAAGGGAACGAGCAUCAAGUGCGAUUUCUGGCUGAGAAGUGCUUGAGGGGCCAAACAUGGCGUGCUAAUUCUCCAAGUCACAUUGACAAUUCGUGAAAACUAUCUUCUGGUGAUCAUAUUAUUGCAUCUGCGUCACAUUGAAAUUAUCUGUUUUUUUGACAUUUGCAAUUUACUGUAGCAUUUUGCGCACCUGUCACCUGUUAACCAUGGGUGACGUUGCAAAGGACUUGACCGCUGGGACCGUGGGUGGUGCAGCCCAAUUGAUUGUUGGGCACCCAUUUGACACAAUAAAAGUGAAGCUCCAGAGCCAGCCAGCUCCACUUCCUGGUCAGCCUCCCAAAUACUCCGGUGCUAUGGAUGCUGUCAAGCAAACUGUAGCUGCAGAAGGACCUAGGGGCCUCUACAAAGGCAUGGGUGCACCACUCGCUACAGUUGCUGCAUUCAAUGCUGUUCUCUUCACAGCAAGGGGUCAAAUGGAGGCGUUGCUCAGAUCUGCACCUGGUGUUCCAUUGUCUGUCGAGCAGCAGAUGGUAUGUGGUGCUGGUGCAGGUGUUGCAGUUGCAUUCCUGGCCUGUCCAACUGAGUUGAUUAAGUGCAGGUUGCAAGCACAAAGUGCAUUGGGCUCGACUGGAGGUUCUGCCAUCAAGUACAAUGGACCAAUGGAUGUAGCAAAGCAUGUGUUAAAAUCCGAAGGAGGUACGUUGGGUCUGUUCAAAGGGUUGGUUCCAACAUUCGCACGUGAAGUUCCUGGCAAUGCCUUCAUGUUUGGGGUGUAUGAACUGGUUAAGCAAUAUAUUGCUGGAGGGAAGGACACAUCCAGCCUUGGAAGAGGAUCCUUAAUUGUUGCUGGAGGCUUGGCUGGAGCCUCUUUUUGGGUGACAGUUUAUCCAACCGAUGUUGUCAAGAGUUUAAUUCAAGUUGAUGACUACAAAAAUCCAAAGUACUCUGGUUCGGUUGAUGCCUUCAAGAAGGUCCUGCGAACCGAGGGAUUGAAAGGGCUCUAUAAAGGUUUUGGACCAGCCAUGGCAAGAAGCGUUCCAGCAAAUGCUGCUUGCUUUCUUGCAUAUGAAAUAACAAGAGCCAGCCUUGGUUGAAACCUUCUAGCUGAUGUCCAGGCAAUGCUUUCUUUGUUUGGACAAUUUCCUUUGCAUAAGGUUCUCAUUGGUAAUAAUACCUUAUUGCUGAUUUUUUGUUUGUGAUCCUUAUAGGUGGUUGUAUUCUUUCCAUUAACAAUGCUUUCCUGAAAGUAUUAUGUUCAAACCAUUUUAAUCAAGUGAUGUUAUUCAUGAUUUAUCUGCA
Messenger RNA from Nymphaea colorata (pocket water lily), 1676 nucleotides. RefSeq names its product mitochondrial carnitine/acylcarnitine carrier-like protein. The coding region runs from base 584 to 1471 and encodes 295 amino acids. Gene Ontology annotation, molecular function: L-ornithine transmembrane transporter activity. Gene Ontology annotation, biological process: mitochondrial L-ornithine transmembrane transport. Lineage: Eukaryota; Viridiplantae; Streptophyta; Magnoliopsida; Nymphaeales; Nymphaeaceae. The transcript is spliced from 4 exons. The record is from RefSeq and is a predicted model, not a curated record.